GGACGAAGAAGGUAAGAGGUGGUAAGGGAGAGAAAGCGAGGAGCAAAAGGGAGGCAUGACCUGUAUUUGAGAAGGUGACUGCUGCGCCCUAUGUAGGGUAACCUGGCACGUUUCCUGUCGAGAAGAACAAGCUCGAAGAGAUCUUCCCUCUUUUGCUGGUCGGAGGGUUUGCCUCUCCAAGCGGAAGGCGCGUGUCCGUACGCAAGAGUGUACACGGAAAUUCUGGUGACCUGUGCUGCCUUGCCGAGAGCGAGGGUAGCUGCGUCGGCAGCAGCAGGAUCAGCGUCCUUGUCUUUGCUUCGCUUUGGUUGAAUCGUGAAGGCGGGUCGCCAAGGUGCCGGCGGCAUUGUUACCACUCUACGACACCUGCGAGGAAGUACCUCAGAGAGGAAGGAGGCGAACGAGGCGAAGAAGAGGAGGGAGGUAUGGAAGCUGAGCUAGGAGUUUAAGCUGGUGGCGACGCUGUUGUUGCAGGUGGUGAAUCGCAGAUGGCACCAAGUGGUAACAACUCCAUGGCCAUGUAUGAGAGUAAGCUCGACUCUGUGAUGCUUCAGGGAGCUGCUUCUGGAUUCUCUAUUGCCGACGAGAACAGUGCAGACGAUCAGCAACAGCACGCCCACAUCAGCAAUAGCGCAACGAGAGUGGCGGAGGAGAGCGACAAGGUGGCACUGGCGAGUGACAGCGGAUCAUCAGCGGCGGCGACGGAGCCGCAGCCAGUCUCUGACAGCGGCACCCGAAAGAAAAGCCCGUCGCCACCUUCAGGUCGACGGCAACCAUCUCGCUCCCCCGGCUUCUCUUCGGCGACGUCUGGAAAAUCGUCUGCCGGGCUUAAAAACGUUUCGAGCUCGAAGAAUGUGAGCUCCGCGGCUGCUGCUGGUCGGCGAGACCCGAACUCGGCGGGAACCGACGCCGCAGCGGCAAGCCUUGGAGGAUCGAAAGACAGAAGAUCUCCUCCGAUUCGCGAUCGCGAAGGCGCAUCCGCUAGCGGAAGUCGGCUCGGGAAAUACGGUGGGACGAAAUCUGGCGCGGGGAUCGGUCGCGACAAUAACUCGAAGCAAGUCCUGCAGGCGAAUGGGACGGUGCGUGUGAAGGGGAGGAGGAGCUUCGGCGAUUUCCCAAUUCAUGCGAACGGGAGCAGCGGGCAGGGGGAACGCAGUCCGAAAGCGUUGGGCUCAGAUCGAGCCCCGGGGGCUUCUGCGUCUGCUUCGUCGCUGCACGCGAUGUCGAAGAGAUCGGGGAAGCUGGCUUCGAGCGCAGAUUCCGCGGCUCUUGGGAAAAUGAAGAGGGCGGAGCGAGGAGAUGAAGGGGGUUCGGGCUCUCCAGGUGGCCAGCAGGGUAGCGGAGAGUUGCCGUCUGCCAAUUCCGGCUCGUCGAUUCCUCGCGCUCAUCAUCCUCAGCAGCAAAGUAGCCAUGCCGUGGUUGGCGGCUUACGGGGGCCGGGUUUGCACACCGUGCCGGUGCCUUUUCACUUCGCAACCGACCGGAGAGCGUCGACGGGCGGGCGACCGGUGAGCUCCCCUCCCGCGGAGAUGGAGAAAAAGCCGAACCAGCCGUCGGCAGGGCAUUUGCCGUCGUCGCUGAAAGCCCCGAAAGUGCCGCCGAAGCCGAGUCCGAAACCCGCGACAGCGCCGUGUCCGUUCAAGUUGGAGAGUGUCAGGCGGCACGAAGCAGCGAUGGAGAAAUUGAAGGCAGAAGUCCAUGCGAAGAAAUCUGAAGAGGAGAGGCAAAGAACGUUUCGCGCGCAGCCGGUGGCGGCUGCCACACCGUUCGUGCCCCACAGGUCGGCCGUUCCUCCGACACACGCGAAGACGUUUCAGUUUGCGUCGACGGUAAGAGCGGAAAAAAGGAGGGAGUUUCAAAUGCAGUUGGAAGAGAAGGAGAAUACCAAGGAAGGGGGGGGAUCAGCGGUAGACAGGAGGUCCUCGAUGGAAGGGAAGAUUUUGCAUGGAGGAGGAGGGGGGGGCGCUCGAACGGCGUCGCCGAAGCUUACCAGGAUUAAAACGAGAACGGAAGGCACACGUACUGGGAAUGAUAGAUAUGGCGGGAGCGAUGCAAAGAAGGGGGCUGGUAGGCGAGGGGUGGUGCUUACGAAAUCAAAGUCUGCGAAUGCGUCCAUGUCAAGCUCUGAUGGCGUUGGGGGAACUCUGUCCAAUGGGGGCGAUAGUAAUACCCCUUCGGACGAUUCCUCAGAUUAUCGCAAUCAAGCGAAUGACCCGGUUUCCGGCCAGAGUGAGAAUGGCGGCGGUUUGAGAGAGGAGGUGUCCGUCGGAACCGCGGUCGAAAUGCCUCAACCGCAAGCAGCAGCAGAAAUUUCCGCUUCCUCGUAGAAAUUUUGUUAAUAUGCGACAUCGACGAAGUAGAGCUGCAGCAGCCGGAGGCAAGGGAAGGUGAUGCUGUGAUCAGUUGUAAUUUCAAGCUUGUGGGGAGGGGGCGGGAAAGAAUUGCGGGAGAGGGUGUGCGUGUGUGGGAGGGAAGAGACGGUGGAGUGUGUGUGCGUGUGUGCGUAAGAGAGAGAGAGAGAGAGAGAGAGAGAGAGAGAGAGAGAGAGAGAGAGAGAGAGAGAGAGAGAGAGAUGGCUUCGGGACGGCAUGAAGCAGGAGUGGCUGUUCGAAUCGUCGCCAGACUCCAGAGAAGUGGGCACGAGGAGAAUAGUGUUCUGCUAUCUUGACGACUCGGAAAAUUGGAACACUGUAUAAGGUGUGGUCUCGUGUGACUCUACGAGUUUCCUCGAAGGUUGGUCCUCUCUCUUGCAGAUUUACCCUUGUCUCUGCGCUGAUAUCUUUUGUUUUAGGUCAGCGGCAAGCGGCAGCUAAAUGGUACUUGCUUUCCCCAUGUUCAUGUCCCUUACUCGUGUGCCAACUCGUGCGCUCGAGGGUUCGCCAUACGUCGGCUCGCUCGCCUGCUAGCUCUUUAUUUCUUAUGGUCGCUACUGCUACAACCGGUCGGGCUCUCCCUGUCGUUGUCCGGGCGUGUGUUCUUUCAAUUACGUAUCACUCAAGAUUUACUCUAUUCUUUUAAGGUUGCCGGAUUGAAUAGAGGACAAGAACGGGGGUGCCCUGCUGAAGGUGUUUUCGAACACGUUUUUCUGAUCGCGUCCUCUCAUUUCGUUACGACCUGGAAGCAGUUUCGCAAGCAAGAUGGGGGACGCACGCUGAUGAUAAGAGUGAAUGUGGAGGGUACUGACAUUGUGUGGGGAGCGGAGAAGAAAGCCUGCCUCGAUUGAGGAAGAGGGCGAGAGUGUGGUUGCUCGGUGCUGCUAUCUUAGGUAAUGUCGCUGGGUCGUUUGUGGCGUACGAGUCUAUAAACUCUUGUUUACCGAAAAGGAACAAUGAAAUUGGAGAGUUGCUUGUAGUAACUUUCCCACGUCUGUCCCGCUGGUCCAUUCCCGUCGCCGCCGAAUUCCUUAUGUGCCUGCCACUCGUUGAUCUCUUCCGCCCAGCAGUCUUUUCUUUUCUUUUCUUUGCUGUGCUGAGCUGAGCUUUUAUCUCCAGUCUGCUGUUUUCGUUUAUUUUCUACGUAGUUGUUAUUUGUACGCCGAGUGGGGUAUUAGGUGAAGGGGUAUCAAGCAGUAUGUAGGUGUAGUAAUGGACACACCGGAGACCGGCCCCCUCUUCUCCGUCUUCCCCCACCAUGCCGAUAAAUGAGUCGCUUCGCUUGAUAAAUUCGUUAACGUAUCUGAAAUUUGUUCUCCUCAAUUCAGUUUCUUUUUACGUCUUAUCAAAUAACUGUCUGAUCGAUACGUUAUUAUUCUUUACCUGCUGUCGACAUUCCAUUUCAGUCCAUCUAUUCCCUUGCCAAUGUCGGUUCAUUUUCUCUUAUUCGCGGUCUUUUUCAAUCGAAUAUUUGCCCUACGUUCGCUGGCGGUGACCUCGCAGACAGCAGCUUAUAUUCCUCGCUGCUUGCUAGCUAGCUUUCAACCGCUUCCUUGUCUGUGUGCUGGAGAAUUCAUUCACGUUUGUUUCCAUUCCACCCACUCGCCUGGUGGCUCGCCGGUUUGGCUCGUUCGUUUUAACAGGCGAAUUCGCAAGGCAUUUCAGCG
Chara braunii is the source of this 4039-nucleotide messenger RNA. NCBI's taxonomy places the organism in Eukaryota, Viridiplantae, Streptophyta, Charophyceae, Charales, Characeae. The record is from the annotation of a GenBank genome assembly.